UGAACAUUUAAACCUCAACCUUCUACCACGAAACUCAGAUCUAGCGAUAUUCCGAUGGCUAUUCAAGACAGAUCGCAAACAUUACAGGCACCGGUGACGAUCCAAGUAAGCGACCGAGCCGGUUGGCUGGGAGCGCUGAGGGCUCAACGGCCCGUCCUCGUCCACCUAAAUGCCGACACCACAUGGCUCAUUCAGUUGCCAUAUCCCCCGUCACUGGCCCCGCCUCCCGGUCGAAAGCACUUCAAUGUCCUCAUCGACCCGUGGUUGCAGGGGCCGCAAUCCGACGUCGCGUCAUGGUUUUCUACACAGUGGCACGUUGUCGAAUCCAGCUUGAAGACCAUGGACCAACUCAACUCGAUUCUCGCCGGGUUUGAAGCCGACUCAGACAAGCCAAAAGUCACUGAUAAGUCAUACAUCGACGUCGUCGUCAUUUCGCACGAAUUCACCGAUCAUUGUCACCAGAUGACGCUCGAAGAGCUCCCCAAGUCAACGCCAGUGUUUGCUACCGAUAAAGCUGCUGACCUCAUCAAGUCAUGGGGUCACUUUUCUUCCGUCACCACCACUCCUGCAUUCUCCUCCGAAACCAAAGAUUGGAAGUCUGAUCUGAGUAUUUCCGGCAUUCCCCCUUGGGUCGGCAUUGGGCGUGUCAUCACCGAAGGGAACGCGUUGUAUUACCACUCAGCAAUUAUGAUCGUCUUUGACACGGCAAACCCGGAGACAAUUUUAUACUCCCCUCAUGGUAUACAAGCAGCAGACCUGGAAUGCGUCCGCAAUUCCGGGCUCUCAACAUUGGCUUUACUUCAUGGUCUUCAUGAUGUACGAAUUUGGAUGACGAAACAAUUAAACUUGGGAGCUCUGAAUGGCAUUCAAGCUGUCGCAGAGACUGGAGCUCGGUACUGGGUUGCGACACACGACGAAGCCAAGAAGGGUGGCGGGCUCAUCGCUCCUUUACUUUUGCGUACGCGGUAUACCCUUCAACAGGCUGUCGAAGCUGAAGAAGCAAGAAUGCAGGGUAAAGUGCCAGAUUAUGAUUUCGUUGAGCUUGGUUCGGGGGAUGGAUUGGUUCUGCAGUAGGUAAGCUGCGAUUGGAUGCCCUAUCAUCGGAAUACAGGUGAUUUGCUCUCGGGGUACGGCACAACCCGACUACUUUUGCCAGGUCGACAUAAGUUCAUGUUGAAUUAUGGAGUUGUGAAUUCCAGAUCGAGACAAGGGCUAUUUCCUUACUGCAUUGUACUUAGUAGGUAACUUAGUUCGGUAGCAUCGCGUCGAAACUUAGCAAAUAAGACGGAA
Molecule: messenger RNA, 1290 nt
Organism: Colletotrichum godetiae
Lineage: Eukaryota; Fungi; Ascomycota; Sordariomycetes; Glomerellales; Glomerellaceae
Exons: 1
Coding region: 55-1074 (339 amino acids)
Source: RefSeq, a predicted model, not a curated record